CCUCCCCCUUCUCUCCCCCAUGGACCUCUCUUCCCUCCCCUCCAAAGACACCACUUGGUGGCUCUUCACCCUCCCUCACUUCCUCCCCUCCCAAUUCUCUCCGCUCCUCCUCCUCCUCGCCUUUCUCUCCCUCGCCUUCCUCUCCGCCCUUCUCGCCACCGCCGGCACUGCCUGGCCCAAUGGAAGGAACCAUAGAGGCCAACGUCCCAUCCCCGGCGCCCGCGGCCUUCCAAUUCUCGGCAGCUUGUUCUCUCUCACCCACGGCCUACCCCACCGGACUCUGGCUGCCAUGGCUGCAGCCAGAGGCAGCCCUCAGCUAAUGGCCUUCAGUCUAGGUUCCACCCCUGUUGUGGUUACCUCCGACCCUCAUACAGCAAAGGAGAUUCUAACCUCACCCCACUUCGCUAACCGCCCUCUCAAGCAGUCCGCCAAGAGUCUAAUGUUCGGGCGAGCCAUAGGGUUCGCCCCAAACGGCAUCUACUGGCGUCUACUGAGGCGAAUCGCAUCGACCCACUUAUUCUCUCCCAAACGUAUCGCCGCCCACGAACCCGCUCGCCAGCUCGAAUGCGCCGCCAUGUUACAAACCAUUCACAACCAACAAACCCUUCACGGAGCCGUUUCCUUACGAAAACACCUCCAAGCCGCUGCCUUGAACAACGUGAUGUGGAGCGUAUUUGGAAAGCGGUUCGACCCGACCGAUUCCAAAUUAGAAACGGUUCGCGAGUUGGUUCGUGAAGGGUUCGAGCUGCUCGGUGCGUUUAAUUGGUCGGAUUAUCUCCCCUGGCUUAGUGGAUUCUACGACCCGGGUCGUAUCCGCCACCGCUGCGCCCAACUCGUCCCUAAAGUUAAUGAAUUUGUCCGCGGCGUAAUUGAUGAGCACCGCCGCGGUCAAGCUCCGUCGGAUGAUUCCGAUUUCGUCGACGUUUUGCUGUCUCUCGACGGCGAUGAAAAGCUCAACGAGGAUGACAUGGUGGCUGUCUUAUGGGAAAUGAUUUUCCGGGGUACGGACACGACGGCGCUGCUGACGGAGUGGGUGGUGGCGGAGUUAAUUUUACAUCCGGAGAUACAGGGAGAAGUCGCGAGGGAAAUCGCCACCGCUGUGGACGGAAGUAACCUCUCAGACGCUGACGUGGCGAAUCUGCCGUACUUACAGGCGGUGGUGAAGGAGACGCUGCGGCUACACCCACCAGGUCCACUACUCUCGUGGGCCCGCCUCUCUUCGUCGGAUGUCCACCUAAGCAACGGCAUGCUUAUCCCAGAGAACACAACCGCCAUGGUCAACAUGUGGGCCAUAACGCACGACCCCCACGUAUGGGAAGAUCCACACGUGUUCAAGCCAGGGAGGUUCGUGGGUGCUGAGGUGGACAUCAGAGGGUGCGACCUCCGACUAGCGCCGUUCGGAGCAGGGCGGAGGGUGUGCCCAGGGAAGAAUCUGGGGCUGGUGACUGUCACACUGUGGGUGGCUAAGCUGGUCCAUCACUUCAAAUGGGGUCCGGACCCAGCCGCCCCAGUGGAGCUGAGUGAGGUGCUGAAGCUCUCGUGUGAGAUGAAGCAUCCUCUAAGUGCGGUGGCAGUGACAAGAAAUGGAUUUUAGGUGUUUGAGUUUGUUUGGGUGUCUUUAUGUUUUUUGUUUGGUUAAUUUUUGUCAUUGUCGUUUUGUGUUUAAACCCAAUGGUUAGGGUUUGGGUUUAGAAUGUGUAUGUUUGUGGAAUUAUUAUUAAGUGAAAAAAAAGACUCCAUUUUUUAA
Molecule: messenger RNA, 1747 nt
Organism: Cucurbita pepo subsp. pepo (vegetable marrow)
Lineage: Eukaryota; Viridiplantae; Streptophyta; Magnoliopsida; Cucurbitales; Cucurbitaceae
Gene: CYP78A7
Product: cytochrome P450, family 78, subfamily A, polypeptide 7
Molecular function (GO): oxidoreductase activity, acting on paired donors, with incorporation or reduction of molecular oxygen; heme binding; monooxygenase activity
Source: RefSeq, a predicted model, not a curated record